AUGUCAGAUGAUAAAUUUCAUAAUACAAUUGAGUUGUUAUCCGUAGAACUUUGGCGAGAAAUCUUUGAAUAUUUCAAUUCAAUUGAUUUAUGGUAUUCAUUUCGCGAUUUAAAUAGAAGAAUUGAUGCAAUUAUUGAUAGAACAGCGUUACAUUUAAAUUUUACAAAGCGAGAUACUUAUGGUUACUUUAUGAAAAAUAUUUUAUCACCGAUGAAGGCUGUUAAUGUUCGAUCAUUAAAUACUUGUGGUACGCAACAAGGUACAUCCACCAUUACGUCGCUAAUUACAACAACUAAAACAACAAAUAUUCAACAUGUGUCAAUCGACCAGUUGACUUUUAAUGAUUUAAUUAAACUACUCCCUGCUCUACAAAAUGUUAAAUCAUUUUGCACUGAUUAUUUGUUACUUGAUGAUAAUAUAUCUAACGAACAAUAUCAAUCAUUUAUAAUUGCUAUGUCGUUGCUACCUAAAUGUAAUCAACUGCAUGUAAAAUUAUCAGAUGAUAUAACAUUUGAACAUGUCGAAUAUUUAUUAAAGCAAACAUCUAAUUUAAAAAAAUUAUUCAUGUGGGGUUGGUAUCAUUUACUUGAUGCUAAGAAAUGGGAAUCUUUAUUAUCCAUAUACUGUAUGAAAUUGAUAAAUUUUCAAUUAAUAUGUACUGGACCAAUUUUUGAUGAUAAUUUUGAUCAAGCAAUAGAUGAUUUCCAACAAAUAUGUCAAGCAACAUCAUUUUGGUUCGAACGAAAUGUUACAAUUUCAGAUGAUGAAGAUUUUUCAGCUCAUGAUUAUCGUACUGACGUUAGUGUUCAAUUUAAUAUUAAAAAUAAAGUGAGUUUAAUAUGA
This is a messenger RNA of Rotaria sp. Silwood1, 843 nucleotides long. NCBI's taxonomy places the organism in Eukaryota, Metazoa, Rotifera, Eurotatoria, Philodinida, Philodinidae. The record is from the annotation of a GenBank genome assembly.